AUGACUAGUACCAACAACAGCAAUGUCCCGGGAAACCUAGAUCAGCGUAUGGCUGGCCUGGGUGUUAAUGGCUCAAAUGACAACAGCAACAAGAAGGGUAAGGGCGGCGGCGCCCCCAAGCGCUACAUUCCGCCCCACCUUCGCGGUAAGCCUCCUGCGUCGCCCGUCGACAAGAACUCGGCGAUGGAGCGCACCGCCUCGUGGAGCGGCGACGGCGUGCCGCCCCGCGACCGCAGCCGCUCCUCGGAGCGCCCUGGAGCCGAUGGCUUUGGCUCCGACCGGCGUGCUCCCCGCGGCGACCGCCACGGCGGAUUUGGCGAGGACCGCGGCUCGCGUGGCAGCGGCGGCUGGAACAGCAACCGCGGCGACUCGAUGCAGCGCACCACCACCUGGGCCGGGCGCCGCGACGAUAGCCACAGCAGCUAUGGCGGCCGAGGCCGCCAGGCCUAUUACGGCAUGUGGGCCAACGGCAAGCACGUCCUCGGACAGCGCAACCAGCGCAUCGAGGUCGAGCUGUUUGGCUCGCCCGACGACCCCGAGCGCAUGCACACGGGCAUCAACUUUGAAAAGUACGACGAUAUCCCCGUCGAGGCAUCGGGCAAGGACGUGCCCGAGCCCAUCACUAGCUUUGACGAGGCCGAUCUCGAUCCGCUGCUGCUGGAGAACAUCAAGCUCUCGGGCUACACGGUUCCCACCCCGGUCCAGAAGUGGUCCAUUAGCUUUGGCCGCCACGAGCGCGACAUGAUGGCACUGGUGGGAUUCCUGUUCCCGAUCCUGAACGAGUCGUACCGCACCGGGCCGCCUGAGCUGGCGAACGUCGAGGCACGCAACCCGUACCGCUCGCGCAAGGCGCACCCGAUCGCGCUGAUCCUGUCGCCGACGCGUGAGCUGACGUCGCAGAUCUACGACGAGGCGCGCAAGUUCUGCUACCGCUCGUGGGUCAAGCCGUGCGUCGUGUACGGUGGAGCCGACAUCGGCCAGCAGCUGCGCCAGAUGGAGCGUGGCUGCGACCUGCUGGUGGCCACGCCUGGCCGCCUGGUCGACCUGAUCGAGCGCGGACGUGUCAGCCUGAGCCAGAUCCGCUACCUGGUUCUCGACGAGGCCGACCGCAUGCUGGACAUGGGCUUUGAGCCCCAGAUCCGCCGCAUCGUUGAGCAGGAGGACAUGCCCGGCGUCAAUGACCGCCAGACGCUCAUGUUCUCGGCCACGUUCCCGCGCGACAUCCAGAUGCUGGCGCGCGACUUCCUCCGCGACUAUAUCUUCCUGUCGGUUGGCCGCGUCGGCUCGACCAGCGAGAACAUCACCCAGAAGAUCGAGUACGUCGAGGACGAGGACAAGCACUCGGUGCUGCUGGACAUCCUCAGCUCGACCAGCCCCGAUGGCCUGACGCUGGUGUUUGUUGAGACCAAGCGCAUGGCCGACCGCCUGAGCGACUUUUUGCUUGACCAGAACAUCCCGGCGUCGGCGAUCCACGGCGACCGCACCCAGCGCGAGCGCGAGCGCGCUCUGGACAACUUCCGCACUGGCCGCACGCCGAUCCUGGUUGCCACUGCCGUUGCUGCCCGUGGUCUCGACAUUCCCCAACGUUACGUGCACCGCGUCGGCCGUACUGGACGUGCUGGAAACACCGGCAUUGCCACCAGCUUCUUCAACCGUGGCAACCGCAACAUUGUGCGCGGCCUGAUUGAUCUGCUCAAGGAGUCCAACCAGGAGAUCCCGCAGUGGCUCACCGUUGUGGCUCGCGAGUCGACUGGCUUUGGCGGUCGCGGUCGCGGCCGUGGCGGCUAUGGCGGCGGCUACGGCGGCGGCUAUGGCAGCUCGCGCAGCAGCGGCUCCCGCGACCACCGCUCGCAGUUCAACCGCAGCGACCGCGACUUCCGCCAGCAGAGCGGCGGCAACCAGGGCAGCAGCGGCCGCUCGGGCGGCUUCUCGUCGCGCGCCAACAACAGCGGCGGCGGUGGCGGCGGCCACUACGUCCCCAACGGCCCCCCUCCCAUGCCGCCUGCGCUGGAGGGCGACAGCAAGAACAGCUGGUUCUAA
Molecule: messenger RNA, 2040 nt
Organism: Linderina pennispora
Lineage: Eukaryota; Fungi; Kickxellomycota; Kickxellomycetes; Kickxellales; Kickxellaceae
Product: P-loop containing nucleoside triphosphate hydrolase protein
Exons: 5
Coding region: 1-2040 (679 amino acids)
Cellular component (GO): nucleus
Molecular function (GO): RNA helicase activity; RNA binding; ATP binding
Source: RefSeq, a predicted model, not a curated record